Physella acuta is the source of this 2292-nucleotide messenger RNA. RefSeq lists its product as uncharacterized. Lineage: Eukaryota; Metazoa; Mollusca; Gastropoda; Physidae. The record is from RefSeq and is a predicted model, not a curated record.
UCAGGCUGUACGUGUCAGCUCAGCAAUGGAAGAAUUUAAAAUCAACUACAGCGAAUUCCAUAAGGAUUUUACAAGAUUCACAGAGCAGCUUCCAUCAACAUUCAUGAAAGGAGUUCCAGCCGAUUUUGAAGUUAAGUUGAAACUUGUACCCACCUACCUUACUGUAAAGGAUCCUGAGUUUGCCAACGAAAAUUUGAAAGACAUCGUCAAACGCUGGUACUACUUGCAGGAGGUGAUCGAGAAGCUGCUGACGCUGAUGGUGCAGUUGGUCAAGUCGGCCAGCCGGGCUUGGUACCAGGGGCAGAAGGACAAACUGGAGUGGUGGAUGUUUCUGGUGCAGACGUCGGUGGAGUUGAUGAAGCGAGACCCUAGGAUGAACACUGCUGAUCUUGUGGUUAUAUCAUCUGGAAUAGGAGGCGUUAACUCUGGUACUAUUGACCAAUCAAGGAGCAUAGAAUUACAGAAAAUCAAGGUACAAGUAGACGAAUUCGUGAGAAUUUUGGAGUCAAUGAAAAAACCCGGCAGUUGAGACACGACCAAAGGUGUCUGUGACAGGUGUCUGUGACAGGUGUUUGUGACAGGUGCCUGUGACAGGUGUUUGUGACAGGUGUUUGUGACAGGUGCCUGUGACAGGUGUCUGUGACAGGUGCCUGUGACAGGUGUCUGUGACAGGUGCCUGUGACAGGUGUCUGUGACAGGUGUCUGUGACAGGUGCCUGUGACAGGUGUCUGUGACAGGUGCCUGUGACAGGUUUCUGUGACAGGUGUCUGUGACAGGUGUCUGUGACAGGUGCCUGUGACAGGUGUCUGUGACAGGUGCCUGUGACAGGUGUCUGUGACAGGUGUCUGUGACAGGUGUCUGUGACAGGUGUCUGUGACAGGUGCCUGUGACAGGUGUCUGUGACAGGUGCCUGUGACAGGUUUCUGUGACAGGUGUCUGUGACAGGUGUCUGUGACAGGUGCCUGUGACAGGUGUCUGUGACAGGUGCCUGUGACAGGUGUCUGUGACAGGUGUCUGUGACAGGUGCCUGUGACAGGUGUCUGUGACAGGUGUCUGUGACAGGUGUCUGUGACAGGUGCCUGUGACAGGUGCCUGUGACAGGUGUCUGUGACAGGUGUCUGUGACAGGUGUCUAUGACAGGUGUCUGUGACAGGUGCCUGUGACAGGUGCCUGUGACAGGUGUCUGUGACAGGUGCCUGUGACAGGUGUCUGUGACAGGUGUCUGUGACAGGUGUCUGUGACAUAUGUUUGUAAUUUAGUUUUUGGACAUCUGUAGGCCAUGUCUCAGACAUACGUCAAGGACAAUUGUCAGAUGCAUCCGUCACACUUGAAAAAAUCUCAGCAUUUUGCGUAUUUCUUUUUUACCAUUUUCAUUUAUCACAUCAUUUUUGUGUGCUUUUAGAAGAAUUAAAAUCAAAUUUGUAUAUUUGAUAAACAUUUGAUAAAAACGUAACGUUUUUUUAGAGUAUACUUGUAUUGCUUUACAAUUACAGUUAGCAUUAAAGACAUUAGCUUAGCUACCAUUUUAAAAUACUUGUUGAGACGAUCAAUGCACUACUGAUAACAAAAUCCGGUUAGAAUGUUGUAUUUGGUUUAAAAUGGGAAAUAACAUCAGUAGCAUACAGUAAUUGUUGCCGUGAGUCUUCACUAGUUUAGUAAACAAAAUGUUGCCAUAUAUUCCGAGCAUUCUCUCUGAUCAGAUUAGACAUAUAAUCAACACGUCCGGUCUUAAUGUAGAAUACGUCGCUUCGCUUGAGUGAGUAACACAAACAGUCGCUACACAGCUCUGCACAUAAUCUAGAGAAUCUUUGCUUCAAACAAACAUCGGCGUCACAGGCUAGUAAACACACACUUUAACAAACUAAAACAUGCCAUACGUUUCUUACACACAAGCAUACGCAUAUGUGCAUUAAUCUAAUCUACAAUCAUCAAUCACAUACACAAUUGCUAGUAAGUACAUAUAGCAUGCUCGCAUUGUCUAAGGCUAUUUAACUUAUUUUCUAGUUCUUAUUGCUUAUGUAUAGCAUAAAACGAUAUUAUUUUCAUACAAUUUCUGUGAUGUAAUAUGCAAUGAAUACAAGUGUCAUUUCCUAAAAUGUCACAUUUUAAUUUAAAUAAAUCUAGAUCUGUAGGUGUAGAUGCAAUUGUCGCCAGAGUCUUUACAUCAAAUAGAAAUUUGGAAGUAGAUCUAACGUUUUGUCGACAUUUUAAAUGACAUGUAUUUCAUUUCAGUUUUUGUAAAAUGUAUACGAACAAAGAUCUGUCAAUAAAGUUAAUAUAUUUUUAGUAAAA